Molecule: messenger RNA, 2181 nt
Organism: Ostertagia ostertagi
Lineage: Eukaryota; Metazoa; Nematoda; Chromadorea; Rhabditida; Trichostrongylidae
Source: the annotation of a GenBank genome assembly
CGUCUCAACUCCAUCACGGAAUGGCUAAAAGCCAACGAAAAUUUGCUCACACCACCGCUAGAAACAGAGAAACCGAAGCGACUCAGAGACGUACGCGUUGCGCUCAAAGUGUGUGAAGAAAGCAUCGGAACUGUAGAGUCUUCCCUGCAGAAAUUGGCGGAAGCCUUUGAGAAUCUGGAAGAACGCUCAGCAGAUGACGACGCUCAGUACGAUAAGUAUGUAGAAUCUGCGAAUGACGUCAUAGUGAAACUGGAUAAUUUCAAAACCCUAUUGUGGGGGAUAUGGGAGGACUGUAUGGAGACGGCAAAUACCAAUCAGAACCUGGUGCUUCAGGCUACAGCUCCAAGUCCUCUUUCCAUCAGUAAGCUUCCAGAAAUACCCAUUCCGAACUUCAGCGGAAAGCGGUGGGAAUGGGAUAAUUACUGGACCUUGUUCCUAGCAAAUGUGCACCAGCAGGAACUUACGGACCUCCAAAAAUUCAACUACCUGCUGUCGUCGCUAAGCGGCGAAGCAAGGCAGUCGAUAUCCAGGUUUCAGGUUUCUGCUGCAAAUUACCAUAAAGCCAUAGAUCAUUUGAAAAAACGAUAUGGCCAUAAAGAUGGUAUAGUCCUUGAAUUGCACAGAAACUUGAACCUUUGUGCGGCACGGGGACCUCGUACAGAGGACCAACGUCAACUUUUUGAGAAGCUAUCCUCAAUAGCAACCCAACUCAAAGACCAUGGAGAACAUUUGGAUAAUUACCUAGCCGUGCAUACCUUCCUUCAAAAGUUCCAUGGAAGAAUCCAGAAAGCCGCCACAAAGCGUUGCAUGAGGCAUGAGUUACCGCUUCCUCAAGAAGAAUCUUAUCCCACUCAAACGGAAGGAGAACUUGACUGGACGCUAGACAUAUGGCUCAGCGUAAUAGAUAACAUUAUUUCGGAAGAAGAAAGGCUGCAGGAGUUGCUACCUAGAGAAAAGGAACGGGAAGCACCCCGGGUCCAACAGAGCAGAGGAUCAUAUGCAGUAACUUGUGAGUACUGCAAACUGAAAGGACAUAAGUGGAAUACAUGUCCCAAAAUCCCAACCCCAUCAUCCCGCAAGGCAUUUCUUCUAGAAUCUAACAGAUGCCUCAACUGUGGAUCAAACACACACAGGGUGGCAUCCUGUACUGGAGGAAACUGCCGGCAGUGCCACGGGAAGCACCAUACGGCCAUUUGCAGUAAGAGCGUAGGUCUCGCUGCACAUAAGGAUUUCAAACGAGACUCACCACAGAUGGUACAGCAACAACCAUCGAAACCCACGGUAGCACAGUCUUCAAAAAAUAAGUUCAGCAAGCCAUCGAAACAACAUGUCGUUACAAUUGAAAGUGACUCCCCAAAACAGGACGAAAACGAGGCAGUCGUGAUGCAGAUGAAUCAGCAACCUCGGAGCGUACAUAACAAGGUCAUUCUUUUGGUUGGCUCAGCAAACAUCCUGGAUUCGAUGGGAACGGUACGUGAAGCAACAGUACUACUGGAUACCGGGUCGGAACUUUCCUUUAUUACGGCAGACUUUGCCAAGGAACUAGGACUACCAGUGGUUGAGAGCGUUUCACUCAUGAUUAGCACGUUUGGUUCACAGAAUCCGUCCGAAAAAACUUGUGACGUAAUUACCCUUCACGUUCGUGAUAUCGAAGGUGGUCAGCACGAACUUCGUCUGCUCCGAACCGAGUACAUAACUGGAGCUAUCGAACAAGCUAACCUCGACCAAGGAGAUUUGGAAUUCAUUGACCGCCACGGAAUUGUAUUGUCACAACAAGGGAAGUCUACAGCGGUCAAACCUCAAAUCCUGUUAGGGUGCGACUAUCUCUGGGACUUCAUGCUGCCAGUGGGCAAACUCAUCCUCCCCUCUGGACUUCAACUCAUACCAACGAAGUUCGGGUAUAUUGUCACUGGCCAACGACCACAAAAGACAGUGGCAUCGGCAAUCUCUCUUACCAUCCAGAAUCCCGAAAUGGAAAAGGAUACUUGGGAUCGCUACUGGUCUUUAGAGUCUGAAAACGAUAUCUUCCAUGUUCACGAGGAUUUGCCACAGAGCACACAGGACAAGACGCCGCCGUUUGUGGUCAGAAAUCGCUAUUCUUCUUGCCACCUAUUCCACACUAUCAAGCGGAUGCCAGGAGGUCGAUAUUUUCGAUUAUCGGAUUCAAUCAUGUCGACAUUU